Messenger RNA from Bombyx mandarina (wild silkworm), 2593 nucleotides. RefSeq names its product Mitogen-activated protein kinase phosphatase 3. Gene Ontology annotation, cellular component: cytosol; cytoplasm. NCBI's taxonomy places the organism in Eukaryota, Metazoa, Arthropoda, Insecta, Lepidoptera, Bombycidae. Gene Ontology annotation, biological process: peptidyl-tyrosine dephosphorylation; negative regulation of MAPK cascade. The record is from RefSeq and is a predicted model, not a curated record. Gene Ontology annotation, molecular function: MAP kinase tyrosine/serine/threonine phosphatase activity; protein tyrosine/threonine phosphatase activity; MAP kinase tyrosine phosphatase activity.
CAAAUUUAAUUUAACAUAAAAACAUUUCAUUAACAGGUGACUUCGAUGACUUCCGUCGCGCAUACCCCGAAUGGUGCAGCGAAGCUGGCGCCCAACAUGUACCCCACCUGCCGCUAAUGGGAUUACGGUCUCUGCGUAUUUCGGGUUCGGGUUGCGAGGAGACCCUGUCCUCUGGCUCGUCGUCGGAGUGCGAGGAGGUGCACAGCCACGUCCAACAGGACUUCCCUAUCGAGAUCCUGCCGAAUCUGUACCUCGGUAACUCCACCAACAGCGAGGAUUGCGAAGCUCUCGCCAGGCAUAAUAUUAAGUACGUGUUGAAUGUGACACCGGAUCUGCCGAACACGUUCGAAGCUGAGGGAUGCGGCAUCAACUAUCUGAAGAUUCCCAUCGCGGACCACUGGAGCCAAAACCUGGCGGUGCACUUCCCUCAGGCUAUAAGAUUCAUCGAGGAAGCGAUGUCUGCGCGGUGCGGCGUGCUGGUGCACUGCGUGGCGGGCGUGUCCCGCUCCGUGACCGUGACGCUGGCGUACCUGAUGCAGCGGCACCGGCUGUCCCUGCGCGACGCCUUCGAGCUGGUCCGCAGCCGCAAGACGGACAUCGCGCCCAACUUCCACUUCAUGCGGCAGCUGCACUCGUUCGAGCGCGACCUCGGCCUGCACGAGCACAGCGCCAGCUUGAGUAAGGUGCUGCACGAGACGGCGGGCGGCGGGCGCGCGCGCGGGGAGGGGGGCGCCGUGCCCUACGGCGUGUCGCCCGACUCCGGCAUCGAGUUCGACCGCUGGAGCGCGCCCCGGGACACCCCGCAAUGACAGUUCUUCUGUCCGCAGCCUCCGCCCUCGCCCUCUCCGCCUGUCCGCCGCGGCCGCCCUCGCAGCCCCGGCCAAUCCGAUCCGCCCUCGUAGAGUGAUCCGAUGCAGUCCGGGGACCGCGCCGGGGGUCCGGUCUCGUGUUGUUAGUCGCAAGAUAACAGUUACUGUAGGGUGUCGUGACGUGUACUUUGUACGUAUUUGUUAAGUCAAUUUUGUAAGUUUCUUUGAAUAGUAUCGUUGUUUUAAUUAAUAUUUAGGAUAUUAAAUAACAAGUUGAAUGCAUUCCUGAAUGAAUCUUCCAAUGUACUGUACACUUCUGUUUGCGACGGUUCGCCGCCAGAGGGCAGGCACCGCAGACGUGUCGCGCGGUCCGCGCCGACCUCGCUCUGUGCCACGUCCACAUUUAAACCAAAUAUUACGUACGGUGGACGAUGUGGUAUGCGUUUAGGACUUCUAAUUCUUCUUCCAUUGUUGUUUACGUGUGAGAUUGUAUUUUAUAUGAGAGCGAAUGCGCGAACGUGCGUGUGAUAUAUUGAUAAUACAACGUAGCUAGUUUCGAUUCAUCACAUAAAUAUAUUUACAUUUGUAAUGAAGAUAUUACUUAUUCUAUUAGAGUAUGUUAAAUUUACAUUCGACAAGAGAGACUCAAAGAAGAACCUAUUUAAUGUCUAUAGGUCGAUCGAGUAUUUAUUUUUUCUAUGAAAACACUGGAAUCUCCUUCCCGCGCUCGAAUAUGAGAACGAUCAAUCCAGGCCGUAUGUGGACAGUUCAUCUUUUAAUGUUAUUUACAUAUUUAUUGAUAGUUUAAUCUUCAUAUUUGUAUCACGAUGCGACAAUCUUGAUACUAUUUUUAUACGGAUCACUUUGUACCUAUAGACAAGUAGUUCGGACACUUGGCGUGACGUGAACACAGCAUCACGAAGUUUCGCCUCAACAGGUUUACUAUGGGCGAUCAAUAUAUUAUUUUAUAGUAAAAAUGUUUAAUUAUAAAUCGGGUUUCAAAUUCAGUGGCGUUAACGUUCGUAUGUUGUUUUAGAAUUGUUGUUAUCUAUAAAUCAUAAAAUGAAUACGAAGAAAUUUACAUAUUUUUCUAAAUCAAAUUAAUGACAAUUAUUCACAAAAUCUUUUAGUAGGUAAGUAAGUGGCAAGCUUUAACAAUAAGUAUAUUAAUUAUUAUUACAAGAGAGUAGUGAAUUGUUGCGAAAUAAAUGUACAUUUGUUGUAGAAUAAGAAUUACUCUAGAGACUCAGCUUACUUAACGAUGAAGGCCAAUUUAUUUUUAAGGUUUCAUCCAAAUAUUAAUUCAAUGUUUGCGUUAGAGUAAUUAAGUGUUUUUCAUAAUUUUCAUUUUUUUUUCUUUAGCCAAAAAUAAGAACCUUCAAUGUUAAAUUCGAUAUUGAAAAGAUUCCAAGCUUACUAGCAUAGCAUACUAGGGAUCGGUGAAAAAAAAUCUUGUGUACAAAUUAUGUAUGUGAAGAACUAUUAUAGACUAUGUGUUAUAUAGUUAUUCUAAAUCAGUGUUUGCACUGACGUUCUUAUAUUUCUAUAUUGAAUGUUAUAUUAUUGUAAUGCACAAAAUAAUUAAUGGCCGUAAACUUCGACAUAAAAUCCGUAACAAAAACAGUUAAUUAAAUAUUUAAUGAAAUGUAGAAGUUGUUAAUUUGAUGUAAAUGUAACUGGAAAUGUUUUACAUGUAUUUGUGAUUCUUUGUAAAGUACCUACUGCAGACAUGUGGCUGCGGCACACACAUUAACCUCAAGACAAAAAAUAUAAACACUGUUAAC